Messenger RNA from Loxodonta africana (African savanna elephant), 948 nucleotides. RefSeq names its product olfactory receptor 1M1-like. NCBI's taxonomy places the organism in Eukaryota, Metazoa, Chordata, Mammalia, Proboscidea, Elephantidae. Bases 1 to 948 code for a protein of 315 amino acids. Gene Ontology annotation, biological process: G protein-coupled receptor signaling pathway. The record is from RefSeq and is a predicted model, not a curated record. Gene Ontology annotation, molecular function: G protein-coupled receptor activity; olfactory receptor activity. The transcript has a single exon. Gene Ontology annotation, cellular component: plasma membrane.
AUGACAGAAUUUAUGAAGAAGUUAAACAAAACCAACAUCUUGGAAUUCAUCCUCCUGGGGUUUUCUGAUGACCUGGCCAAACAGCCAGUCCUCUUUUCUCUGCUCCUCUCCAUUUACCUGACCACCAUGAUUGGGAACCUGCUCAUCAUCCUAACAAUUGUCUCAAAUGAUCAUUUUCACUCCCGUAUGUAUUUUUUCCUUAGCAAUCUAUCUUUGAUUGAUCUCUGUUUAUCUUCCACUACAGUUCCUAAAAUGUUUGCAGACAUCCAGACAGGAAAUCCAACUAUUUCUUUCAAUGGCUGCCUAAUACAAAUGUACAUGUUUCUCUGCUUUUCAGGGUUGGAAACACUACUUCUGUCUAUUAUGUCUUAUGACCGUUUUGUGGCCAUCUGCCUUCCUAUGUACUACUUAGCCAUUAUGACGCCCAAGUUUUGUGCUCUUCUGGUGGUCAGCUCCUGGAUCUUUGCAAUCUUCAGGGCUCAGAUACACACCAUCCUAUUGGUUCAGUUACCAUUCUGUGAGGAUAACAAAAUCCCUCAGUUCUUCUGUGAUAUUGGCGCAUUGCUGAAAUUAUCCUGUUCAGAUACCUAUAUCAAUGAAUUAUUUAUUUUUAUUGAAGGAGGGCUGGUGGUAGUUGUGAGUUUUAUUUGCAUUUUAGUUUCUUAUAUCCUCAUUGGUUAUGCUAUAAUCAGAAUACCAUCAGCCACAGGGAAGUGUAAAGCAUUUUCCACGUGUUCUUCUCAUAUCUGUGUGGUCCUCUUAUUUUUUGGUACAAUAAUUGAUGUGUAUUUAUGCCCAUCCACCACCAGAAUAGCUGAAAGAGACAAAGCAGCAGCUGUGAUGUACACUGUGGUUAUUCCUUUGUUAAAUCCUUUUAUCUAUAGUCUAAGGAAUGGUAACCUGAGAGGGGCAAUAAGGAAAACUAUUCAAAGGAAAUUGUUUCUAUGA